AUGAGCCCACCAUUCUCGGCGGCAUCAUCAAACGAUUCCAUUAGCAAGGAGAAGCGUCAGGUCGAAGAAGACUACCCAAAGUCAUGGGCGUUGGCAUUCCUGCUCGUCGGAUUAUGUCUGGCCGUUUUCGUCAUGUCUGCCGACCGGACUAUCGUGACAACGGCGUUGCCGUACAUUAGCGACGAGUUCCAUUCGUUUCCCAGUUCGGGCUGGUACGCAAGCGCCUACCUGCUCACCUCGUCAGCGCUGCAGCCCACAUUCGGGCGGAUAUUCCACAUGUUCAAUCUCAAAUGGACAUUUUUGGUGGCGAUGGCGAUUUUCAUGGUUGGCAGCGCCGUCUGUGCCUCCGCUGCAAACUCGAACAUCUUCAUCGUCGGCAGGGCGAUUACCGGCGUCGGCAGCGCUGGCAUUCUUAGCGGUUCCUUCGUGACGAUUGCACAUGCCGUUCCGCUUCCCAAGCGACCCGUUUAUACUGCAGGCAUCGGGAUGUUCUAUUCGUUUGGCUCCAUUGCUGGCCCACUUCUUGGGGGUAUCUUCACGUCCGAGGUCACAUGGCGAUGGUGCUUCUGGCUGAAUCUGCCCAUCGGCGCCGUCACUAUCUGCACCAUGGCGGUCUUGUUCAACCCGAGAAAGCGGCACGACACGUCGCGGCUUUCCCUGAGACAGAAAUUGGCACAGCUGGACAUCGGCGGUGGCGUGCUUCUUCUGGGAGGCCUCACUAUGCUCUUCCUUGCAUUCCAGUUCGUGAACGAAGGUACGCCUUGGGGCGACGGGACCAUCAUUGGCCUCCUCGUCGGCAGCUUCGCUACCAUUGCGGUCUUCGUAGGAUGGCUGUGGCGGCGCGGAGAGGAGGCCCUGAUCCCUCUGUCGAUAUUGCGCGGAAGGACGAUGAAGUUUGCGUGCGCCAACGCAUUUUUCCUCUACUCCACGCUAUUGCUGCACGUCUACUACCUUUCCAUCUGGUUGCAGUCGGUGAUGGCACGGAGCGCCAUUUUGAGCGGCGUGGACUUGCUCGCGUACAUCGUGCCGACUGCGCUGGCGACCAUUAUCGCGGGCAUCGUGACCACGAAGACCGGCUACUUCGCUCCACCGGCUUGGAUUGGCUGCGCCAUUGCCACGGUCGGUGCUGGAUUGCUGAUCACGCUGCACACCCACGAGAGCACAGGAGACUGGAUCGGAUACAUGAUUGUCGCCGGAGCGGGCAUUGGUCUGGCCAUCCAACAGGAUUUCACGGCAGCACAAGCGGUGCUUCCUUUCGAGAAAGUCGCGAUUGGGACCGCCACCAUUACCUUCUCGCAGACGAUCGGAGGCGCAUUAGCCGUCUAUGUGGGCAAUAUCAUCAUGAUCGAAGAGCUGCGCGGCGACAGCCUCCCUGGCGUGAACAUGGCGAAACUCAUCGCCGCCGGCGCCACUGCAUUCGAACACAUGCUCUCGCCGGCAGCUCUUGCAGAUGUGAGAGUGGCGUACAGCUCUGCAUUGCGGGACGUCUUCAUCACCGCGACGGUAGCGAGCGGCCUUGCCUUUCUCACCAGUCUGGGGCUGGAAAUGCGUAGCGUGAAGGAUGGCACCAAGUCAGCAGGCGCGAGUGACGAAGAGCGGAAGACAGGGACGAGGGAAGGAAAUAGCCAGUAA
Molecule: messenger RNA, 1632 nt
Organism: Neohortaea acidophila
Lineage: Eukaryota; Fungi; Ascomycota; Dothideomycetes; Mycosphaerellales; Teratosphaeriaceae
Product: major facilitator superfamily domain-containing protein
Exons: 3
Coding region: 1-1632 (543 amino acids)
Biological process (GO): transmembrane transport
Molecular function (GO): transmembrane transporter activity
Source: RefSeq, a predicted model, not a curated record